Aspergillus novofumigatus IBT 16806 is the source of this 1628-nucleotide messenger RNA. RefSeq names its product putative catechol dioxygenase. The record is from RefSeq and is a predicted model, not a curated record. Bases 447 to 1382 code for a protein of 311 amino acids. NCBI's taxonomy places the organism in Eukaryota, Fungi, Ascomycota, Eurotiomycetes, Eurotiales, Aspergillaceae. Gene Ontology annotation, molecular function: catechol 1,2-dioxygenase activity; ferric iron binding. The transcript has 2 exons. Gene Ontology annotation, biological process: catechol-containing compound metabolic process.
GUCUGCCUGCCUUCUCAGGCCAGUGGAGGAGACGGAUAUGCAUAUCUGCCAAACGUCCCAGUCGACCCGGCUGAUCAAUUCUUAGGAUCUGCUGGCGGCCGCCGGUCGGGUCUUAGAUUUGACAGUUGCGUUGCCAGAAUGGUGGAGUCAUGCAACCGAUAUGUUCUUAAAUCUCUCGGCAUGUAGCAACCGUGCCUGCUAUUUAUCUGACUCCCGACGCAAGGCGGGCCCCUCAUAAACCUAUGGGCCAGGAGCCGACCGUAUUUGCCGUCGCCAUCUGACCUCCUCAGUAUCCAGAUUCACCACACAUAUUGAAAUGAUUAUAAGAGCAGUGAUGUCUCUCUCUGAUUUCUUCGGCAAUCAUCCUCCAUAGACAAUCUACUCUUUCUCGCACGUCCUCCAGUCGUGUCAUUUCGACUCAUCUUCUUCAUACACACAAAUACACAAUGUCGCCCAAGCGCCAAUUCGACCCCAACUUCACUCCCUAUGUGAUAAACUCUAUGGGACCCAGAACCCCUGAGCGCGCUCGCGUCAUCUUGGGAUCUCUGAUUAAGCACAUCCACGACUUUGCUCGUGAGGUCGAGCUUACUCCCGCAGAGUGGAUGCUCGGUGUCGAGUUCAUCAACUCUAUCGGCAAGAUCAGCACUCCCGUGCGCAACGAGUGCCACCGCAUUUGCGAUGUUAUCGGCCUUGAAUCUCUUGUCGAUGAGAUCGCCAACAAGAUCGUCACUGACGAGGGCCUGACUCCCACCUCCAACGUCAUUCUUGGCCCCUUCUGGUCGCCCAACGCUCCCUUCCGCAAUCUCGGCGACAGCAUCAUCCAGGAUCCCAACCCCAACGGCAAGGUCACCUUUAUGCACGGUGUCCUGACAGACAUGGAAACCGGCAAGCCCGUCGUCGGCGCAGUCCUCGACAUCUGGCAAGCCUCCGCCAACGGCCAGUACGACUUCCAAGACCCCAACCAGAGCGACAACAACCUCCGCGGAAAGUUCAGAUCGAACGAGAAGGGCGAGUUCUACUGGUACUGCUACCGCCCUACCCCUUACUCUCUGCCCACCGACGGCCCGGCCGGUGUGCUCCUCAAUCUCAUGGAUCGCUCUCCCAUGCGGCCCGCCCACAUUCACCUCAUGAUUACCCACCCCGACUACGCCACCAUUAUCAAUCAGAUUUACCCCAGCGACGAUCCGCAUCUCGACAUCGACUCGGUCUUCGCCGUCAAGGAUGACCUUGUCGUUGAUUUCAAACCCAAGACCGACGACCCCAAGGCCGUGCUCGACCUCGAGUACAACGUCAAGAUGGCCCUGAAGAAGCACCACCCCAACCCCAACUCUGCGCCCCCGGUUUCGUCCUUUGAGCGCUUCAACAAGGGCCAGAAGCUGUGAGGAGGUGUUUGAAUGAUUGAUGCAUCUUUUCAAUUUUCUCUACUGUAGAAAACAGGGUGGCGCCGUCAUCGCCAGAGCAAUCCGACUUCUCCUAGACGGUGUGGUCUGAACUCUGUUUUUUUCAUACCUUACCGCUGUACAUAUUAUUUGUUUGAUACUCCUGUUCGCAUGUUUCCUGGGUGUUUAGUUAUUAGCAUAAGCAGCGAUCAUUACAGCUGAAUAGAUUCCCCGUUCUCAUUUCUUUGG